Messenger RNA from Eleginops maclovinus (Patagonian blennie), 2102 nucleotides. RefSeq lists its product as uncharacterized. The record is from RefSeq and is a predicted model, not a curated record. NCBI's taxonomy places the organism in Eukaryota, Metazoa, Chordata, Actinopteri, Perciformes, Eleginopidae. The transcript has 8 exons. The coding region runs from base 108 to 2102 and encodes 664 amino acids.
AUGCUCGCUCGCUGAGUGUGUGUGCCGAACACACACCGGUCGACGGUGCGGGUUCGAGUCCCUUCCCAGCAGCCACCUCUCUCUUCAGCCCUGAUGUCAGCACCAAGAUGGCGUCUGACCUCCUCAUCAGGCUGUCAGAGGCGACCCAGAAGGCCCAGAUGAAUCCUGGGAGGCCUGCAGAGGUGCGGGGGGGUCAGCAGGACGAGCCCGGCCUCGCUCUCUCGCCGGACGGCCCCGGGGCAAGUCCCGAACCGCCGACGCUCUCCCACACACCUGAAGGCCUCAACACCGCCACCGACACACUGGCUUCAGACCUGCUGAGGAAACUGGCAGAGCGGCAGGAAGUGAGCAGCCAUGUGGUUCGGGUCAAAGAAGAAGAAGAGCCGAUGGAGGUCGACACGUUUGUCCCCCACGACCUUAUCGCCGAUCGCCCAAUCCCAGGAGAGAUAGCCCCACCUCGCCCUAAAAUGCCGACUCCACAUCUCUUCAAAAUCAAAACAGAAGACCAGGGUCUCUGUGGCAACGCAGAGAAGCUGCACCCUGGAGCCAAGAUGGCGGACCAGUGUCUCAACGGCCUUAAAACAGAAGACAGACUUCACGCUGGAGGCGGCCAUUCUGGCUCUAAAGCGGCAGACAACGCCUUCGUCGAAACCAACACAUUUCAGUUCAAAGUAAAACUGGAGGACCAUGGAGCCAAGAUGUCGGACCAGCUUCUAUCGGGAACCAAGAUUGAGGACCAGCUUCUCUUAAAAGCCAAAAUUGCACAGAGCCCUUUCCCUUCCAACAAGUUCCAAGUCAAGACCGAGGAGCAGUUUCCGUCAGGGGCCAACAAGACAGAGAACCAGCUGCUCUUCAGAGCCAAGAUGGCGGACCACGUUCUCUCCGGACUGAAGACGGAGGAGGAGCUGUUCUUCGGAGCCAAGAUGGAAGACCAGUUCACCUCAGGAGCCAAGAUGGCGGACCAGUGCCUCAGAGCGGCGCUGUGGCAGGACAUGUCGGUGAACCUGGCGUCCACGCUGCUGCACCAGCUUUCAGAGAGAGUCAGUAAAUCCAACGGCCGGCCGAUGGAGAGGACGACUCCCACUUUCAGGAGCAGUCCUGUUUUGCCGGUGAAUGUGGACCCUUUUCGCUCCUCCCCUCUUUUGGGCUCCAAGGAACCUCCACAUGAAACCAAAACCAGCCUCAGCAGAGAUCAAACCACAGGUUGCUCUUACUUCAACAGGUGUCACGUGUGCGGCUUCGAGACAGAUGGCCGCCUCCUCUUCCAGAGUCACAUGACCGAGCACCGCCAAUGGGAGCGCGACUCCUUCUCGCUGCACUGCUGCGUGUGUGACCACUCGGCCAAUCAGGAGGCAGAGAUGAGGGCUCACGCCAACACGCACACACACGGACUCACCAGCGCCGAGAUCAGAUGCCCCAUCACCUCUCCUCCUCCGGUCGCCUCCUCCGCCGCCACCACAGUUUCCGUGGCAACCUCCUCCUCCUCGGAGCACCGCUGCCGUAUCUGCCAGAGGUCGUUUCCGGGGCAACAGGAGCUGCUGGUGCACUUCCAGGGUCAUCGCCAGGGCAACCAGUACCGGUGCGAGCGCUGCGGUCACCUGACGCGCACGGCCAACAAGCUGGUGGAGCACGUGCGCGUGCACACCGGGGAGCGCCCGUUCACGUGCACGCUCUGCCCAUACAGCGCCAAGCGGCGGGACAGCCUGCGCCUCCACUGCAAGGUCAAACACCCAGCGCACGUGCACACACACGCCGUGCACGUGCACACACACACCAACAACAAGCAGCGGCUGCACACACACACACUCGCAGCAGCUGUCUCCUCCUCUUCCUCGUCUGUUUCUCCUCUUCAUCCCUCGCUCUCUGAUCGAUGGAGGGAUCUGUCUCCUCUCCUCCCCAUCACCACCCUCCUCUCUCUGAAGCCUCGUGCUCCUUCAUCCUCCUCCUCCUCUUUAUCCUCCUCCUCCCCCUCUUCCUCUUUGUCCAUUUCUUCCUCCUCCUCCGCCUCCGCCUCCUCCUCCACUUCCUCCUCCUCCUCCUCCUCCUUCUCCUCCUCCAAACACUCCUUCCUCAGUUACCUUGGUCUGAAAACUUCUUUGUAA